This is a messenger RNA of Lichtheimia ornata, 903 nucleotides long. RefSeq lists its product as uncharacterized. The coding region runs from base 1 to 903 and encodes 300 amino acids. The transcript has a single exon. Lineage: Eukaryota; Fungi; Mucoromycota; Mucoromycetes; Mucorales; Lichtheimiaceae. The record is from RefSeq and is a predicted model, not a curated record.
AUGGCUACUACGACUGCAAAGGCAAAGCGAUUUUCAUUUGCUGGCUUCUUUAGCAAAAAACAGGAACCAUCUCCUAUCACCCAGCAACAACAACAACAACCAUCCACAGAUAACAACACCGCUACACAAGAAAAGAAGCAACAACGUCGUGCACAAAAAACCCAGAGUCUUUAUAUCCAAUCCUUCCGCCAUCGUUUUUCUACGCCUUCAUCCAAGCCGACAUGUUCACAAUAUGAUCCUAGCGAGGUUCAACAGAGCAAUCCCAAAGAGAUCCGCAACACCAUUCGGCGAUCGCUCUCUGCUGUCAUGUACGCGACACCACAAAAGCAACGAGAAGAGGUUACUACCACUACUACUACUACACAAGAAAAGAACAAUACAUCAUCUUCAUCGGAACCGGGAAAGUUAGUACCGAUUCUGGUCACUGAGGGGUUGUUUGACCAACAUAGCGGCAUGAUUGUAAGCGCCGAGCCUGAAACAUUGCCAACCGAAAAGCGGCGCCGUGUCCCUGUCGAGUAUGAUAAUACAUUGGAUGUGCUGGAUAAUAAGGAUGGAACAAGUCUCGUUGUAUGGCAAGGUUAUGGCUAUGUUAUCAAGGAAGAACCCAAGGACAAGGAGGAGGAGGAGCAGGAAAAUGAUCAUGCGUCUUCAUCUUCAUUGACAUGGUCGUUUGACAAGGAGGUCUGGUCGGAGUAUCGCGGGUUGAUUCAUCCCCUUCAUCUUGUUCAAGAAGACAACGACGAUCGAUGGAAGGCAUUGACUGUCACAGAGCUUAAACGUUAUUACGAUAAUUAUGGCUCCAUGCUUUUACGACUACGUGAAGCAUGCAUGAAACGACAACAAACACAAUAUCUGGCCAUGGAAGGCAAGGCAAAAACUGAAUGGCUUAUUCCCCAUGCAUAG